CAAGGUGCAGUGUGUUGUACUGGUCCCGGGUUCCCUGCACUCACUGGUCUGUCAAUCAGAGAGGAGACGAUCAGUGAGUGCUCACAGGGGGAGGAUUGAGCUGCAGCGGCGGCCACACACACACACACACACACAGAGGCUCCAACUCAAACCCCAAACCCCAACUCCAUGGCUGACAACACUUUGAUCGAGGACAGCGAUCCUUACGCGGAGAAGGAAGAGCUGCAAUGGGGGUACGAAGAAGGAGUGGAAUGGGGGCUCCUGUUCCCUGAGGCUAACGGCGAGUACCAGUCUCCUAUAAACCUCAACUCCAGAGAGGCAAAGUACGACUCUUCACUGCUGGAGAUACGUUUGUCACCAAACUAUGUGGUUUGUCGGGAUUCCGAAGUAAUAAACGACGGCCACACUAUUCAGCUGCUGCUCAAGUCCAAAUCAGUUUUAAGUGGUGGCCCUUUGCUUAGAAAUCAUGAAUAUGAAUUGCAUGAAGUUCGAUUUCACUGGGGUAAAGAGAACCAGCGUGGCUCUGAACAUACUGUGAAUUUUAAAGCCUUUCCCAUGGAGCUCCAUCUUAUCCACUGGAAUUCAACUCUGUUCAACAGCAUUGAUGAAGCUCUGGGGAAGAAAAAUGGAAUAGCUAUCAUUGCUUUGUUUGUUCAGAUAGGAAAGGAACACUGGGGCCUGAAGGCAGUCACUGAAAUCCUUCAGGAAAUUCAGUACAAGGGCAAAUCAAAAACCUUACCCUGCUUCAAUCCUAACACCCUACUACCUGAUCCACUCCUUCGAGAUUAUUGGGUGUAUGAAGGCUCUCUCACCAUUCCUCCAUGCUGUGAAAAUGUGACUUGGAUAUUAUUCCGAUACCCUUUAACAAUCUCGCAGCUCCAGAUAGAAGAGUUCAGAAGGGUACGGUCACAUGUAAAAGGAGCAGAACUGCCUGAUGGCUGUGAUGGGAUUUUAGGAGACAAUUUUAGGCCAACUCAACCACUCAGUGACCGCGUCAUCAGAGCUGCAUUCCAGUAAGGAACAGGAUUGAUUUCAGGAUGAAGACAAUGAACCCACAGUAUCCCACUGUAUGAGAAAU
Messenger RNA from Callorhinchus milii (elephant shark), 1078 nucleotides. RefSeq names its product carbonic anhydrase VIII (gene ca8). Gene Ontology annotation, molecular function: carbonate dehydratase activity; zinc ion binding. The record is from RefSeq and is a predicted model, not a curated record. The transcript is spliced from 9 exons. NCBI's taxonomy places the organism in Eukaryota, Metazoa, Chordata, Chondrichthyes, Chimaeriformes, Callorhinchidae. The coding region runs from base 169 to 1017 and encodes 282 amino acids.